CGGGGCAAGCAGAGCUCAUUUGCAUUUAAAGCAGCCUCGACCAGAAUGGGAUGAUUUUUCCAGAGCUGAUUUUGACAAGGAGCUGGUGACUGACAGUGAGGAAGGUUUGUUCUUGCUCUGAAUUGAAGAACAGGAGGAAAGAAGAGUUGGCUGACUGAAGCACCUCGAAGCAGAACAAAACUGGAAAGCACAAAACUUCCUCCACUCGUUCCUGUGGACAGAAAAACAGACAAAAUAGAGACACACAGAAGAAGCUGUCAGAUAUGAGUCUGGGGCCGGCGUGCAUUUUCCUGAGAGGAGCUAAAAACAUUGAGCGUCCGCUUGCUGAUGAGGAGAUAGAUGAGCUGCGCGAGGCGUUUGCCGAGUUUGAUAAGGAUAAGGAUGGUCUGAUCAGCUGUAAAGAUCUGGGCAACCUGAUGAGGACGAUGGGCUACAUGCCCACUGAGAUGGAACUGCUUGAACUUAGCCAGAACAUCAACAUGAACCUUGGAGGAAGUGUAGAUUUCCAGGAUUUUGUUGACCUCAUGGCCCCAAAGCUGCUGGCAGAAACAGCUGGAAUGAUCGGACUAAAAGAGUUAAGAGAUGCAUUUAAAGAGUUUGAUAUGGACGGUGACGGUUCUAUCACCAUCGAAGAACUGAGGCAUGCGAUGCUGAAACUGCUUGGUGAAAACACAAACAGGAAAGAAAUAGAAGCUGUGGUCCGAGAAGCAGACAACAAUGGAGACGGGACUGUUGAUUUUGAGGAGUUUGUCAGAAUGAUGUCUAAAAACUGAGAAUACACCUGAGACAUUGAAGAAGGCCUGAAAAACACUCCAAAGAAGAAAACAUCUGCAUCAGAGACUCGGACAAUCAAUAAGGUCACCGGCGACAGUACUAUGCAUUUGGGAACAUUAUUUUAUACCACUUUGUUUGUGUAUUUUUAUCUUACUCUGAGUGCCACUUUGUUUUACUUUAUUGUUACAUGAUCUUAAAUACUGAAUCCUCCAUACACUCUGUAAAUGAUGAUGCUGUUAUAUAGCAGUAUUAUGUGACAAUAUUUCAGUGCA
This is a messenger RNA of Labeo rohita (rohu), 1046 nucleotides long. It is a transcript of the gene cabp5b, whose product is annotated as calcium binding protein 5b. The transcript is spliced from 8 exons. The record is from RefSeq and is a predicted model, not a curated record. Gene Ontology annotation, molecular function: calcium ion binding. NCBI's taxonomy places the organism in Eukaryota, Metazoa, Chordata, Actinopteri, Cypriniformes, Cyprinidae. Bases 264 to 773 code for a protein of 169 amino acids.